AUGAGUUCACAAUCAUAUAGCCCCUAUGUUGAAGACGAGAAGCCAGACUUGUCAGUCGGGGCGCUUGUCAGAUAUUUGGCUUCUCGUCCAAGUACUUUAUUCACUCUACCAGAAAGUGAUACUAAGAGACUGAACCCCAUUCCGCCAUUAAGAGCCAUGAAACUAAGACAUUGGAACUGGUAUAUGAUGGGGUUUUUAGCGUGGACUGUGGAUGCAAUGGACUUUUUUGUUGUUUCCGCGUCUGCAAGUGCUAUCGCCGAAUCACUUAAUGUUACUAUUGUCAAGAUUACAUGGGGUAUGACCCUGGUGUUAAUGUUCAGAUCUGUUGGUGCUGUUAUCUUUGGAACGAUUUCCGAUACCUGGGGACGAAAAUGGUCUUAUAUCGCUUGUUGUUUGUGUUUUGUGGCUCUUGAAAUUGGUAUGGGUUUUAUUACCAGUUAUAAACAAUUUUUGGCUGUUCGUGCUUUGUUUGGUAUAUCUAUGGGAGGUAAGUCAAGUCGGUGA
This is a messenger RNA of Sugiyamaella lignohabitans, 504 nucleotides long. RefSeq names its product Jen1p (gene JEN1). Gene Ontology annotation, molecular function: secondary active monocarboxylate transmembrane transporter activity. Gene Ontology annotation, biological process: plasma membrane lactate transport. Gene Ontology annotation, cellular component: plasma membrane. The record is from RefSeq and is a predicted model, not a curated record. Lineage: Eukaryota; Fungi; Ascomycota; Dipodascomycetes; Dipodascales; Trichomonascaceae. The coding region runs from base 1 to 504 and encodes 167 amino acids. The transcript has a single exon.